AUGGAGGACAUAGCGGGGUUGAACUGGAGUUCGACCCCGGCCAGCGGACAGAACUCGAAACCAGCGCCUGCGACAUCCAACUUCCCUGCCUUCAACACAUUGAAACCCACUCCUCCGACUUCAGGAAGAGCCUCUCCAUUCAAUGCCACUUCGAUCCAGCCUCCCUCCAAGCCCUCUACCCCCGCAAACGACAGCUUCGCGAACCUCGUGUCUUUCGGCCCUACACCGCAGAAGAAUCUCUCAUUGUCGGAACAACACAGGAUUCAGGCGGAGGCCAAGCUACAGCAGCAGAAAUCUCAGACUCAGAGACUGAAAGAUCAGUAUGCUGGCGGAGACGAUCAAUUUUGGAACAAUCUAGGCAGUGGAAGAGGGACGCCGGCGAUUGAUAACGCGAAGAAUCAGACCACAAACAAGAAGAAUAACGAGUUAGACGACACUGAUGACGAUCUAUUUGCUGCUUUUAAUAAACCAACUGCUGCGAAGAAUGGCCCUAUUACUGCAUCUGUACAGAAAAGGCCUGUGAAUAUUGAUGACAAUGAUGACCCUUUCGGACUCUCAGCACUUCCCCCCAGACGGGCAGAUACCGCCGCCACUGUGAGCACCAUUGCCGAUGACGACGACGACGUGCUUGGACUCCUAGGAAAGCCUGCAUCUGCUGCCAGGCAAAAAUCUCCCCCACUCACAAUGGAAAGGUCGACUGCGGAGCUUCAUCCGCAAGAUAAAGCAGUUGCCGAACUGGUUGAUAUGGGCUUUCCAGCGGAUAAGGCAAAAGUUGCUCUAGAGGCUACGGAGUCGGGACUUGAUAUCCAAGCCGCCGUGGGCUAUCUAUUAAACCAAGCUCACGCCGAAGCGCAAAAAAAAGCUCAAUCAAGAACUGCGUCCGGGCAGAGAGGCGAUCCGGAGACUGGCAGGAUGAAAUCCCGGAACGAAGGGCACACAUCAAGGACGAGGCCGCUGUGGGAAGACGGGGAAGGCUCCCGCAAUCGUUCCAAAGGCUCCACUCACAAUGGAGAUAAAGAUUUUGAACAGCUUGCAACAGAAUUCGGCAGUAGUUUCUUGAAAACGGCCAACUCUCUAUGGAAGCAAGGUACGAAACGAGUUCAGCAGGCUGUCCAGGAAUUCAAUGCCGAUGGUGAGGCGGGUGGCCAGCCCCGUUGGAUGCGGGAAGUGGCAGAGCGACCGACCAGAAAAGAACAGCCGCAACGGCAGCCGGAAAUCGAGACAGGGCGUGGUAGAAGCAGACCUAGUUCAGAAGCUCGCGGCCAAGCAAACAUGACAGAUGAGGCCAUGAUGUUGGAAUCCAACAGACCAACACCUGUACCACGACCUUCCCCUUCGACCAGGCCGGCUCGACCUUUUGACACGAGUGCCGAGAACUCUCGCGACCACUCACCGAUUAUAAAUUCACGAUUGCGGGAAUCACUCCCUCAAACACAGCCGGCGUUUCUACGACAGCAAAAUCAGUCCCCUGCCACAAAUUCGAGAGCCAGUUUAAGCCGCGCUGCCGCCGACGAACAGGCUGCUCAAGCGUAUGUCAGUUCAGCUCGACGCCGAAAACAACAACCUCAACCUGUUCAAGAAGCGCCGCCAGGUGUUGUUGCAGAACCGAAUCUGCUUGAAGGCGGGUUUAAAGACACUUCUCCAGCCCUUCCGCGUCCAGCGGCAGCCAAUGCUGGAAUGAGCAAACCUGUCCCUCGUCCUCAUUCACAACCAGUCAAGCAGCGGAUCGACCCACCCCCAGUUCAGGUCCGGCCUCCCCCUCCCGCUCGUACUAUCCCCUCCAUCUCAGGCAUCGCACUCCAAGCCAGUCACUCCCACCGUGAGAAGGGCAACGAACACUUCAAGCGUGGGGACUAUGCUUCGGCGCACCAGUCUUACGCGACUUCCUUGUCGCACUUGCCCGAUGCUCAUCCGCUUACCAUAGUGCUUUUGACAAACCGUGCUCUUACGGCGUUGAAGAUAGGCGAGCCAAAACAAGCCAUUGUCGAUGCCGACAAGGCCAUAAUGAUCAUAGGUCCAUCGAAGGGCGAGAAUGAGAUCAUAGAGAUCUCCAGUUCGACCGACACCGGGAAUAAGCCGAUGCGCGAGUACUACGGCAAAGCACUCAUGCGCAAAGCCGAAGCACUGGAACAGAUGGAGAAAUGGUCCGACGCCGCUGUCGUCUGGAAGGAGGCUGUGGAAGGAGGCCACGGCGGUGCGACGAGUAUCCAGGGUCGAAUGAGGGCGGAGAAGGCAGCAAACCCACAGAAACCAAAAAGUGCAUCUGCCUCGACAGCUGCUGCAACGAGGAACUCUGGUUCAGCUUCAACACCACCCUCGUCGACCCUGCGCCGAGCGCCGCCCGUUGCGGCGUCUACCAGCCUCAAGCCAGCGGAGGCUGUUUCUCGUCUUCGUGCUGCGAACCUCGCCGCAGACAAGCUCGACGAUGAGAAAUUCCGUCUCUCUGAGUCUGUCGAUGCGCGCAUCAACGCCUGGAAAUCCGGCAAGCAGGACAAUCUCCGUGCCUUGCUGGGUUCUCUGGACGCUGUUCUCUGGGAAGGCAGCGGGUGGAAGAAGAUAAGCAUGGCCGACUUGGUCCUCCCGGGCAAAGUCAAGGUGCAGUAUAUGAAGGGGAUUGGUAAGGUGCAUCCUGACAAGAUUCCCACCGACGCCACCACCGAGCAGCGAAUGAUCGCUGGAGCUGUCUUCAGUGCGUUGAAUGACGCCUGGGACAAAUUCAAGGCCGAGAAUGGCUUAUAG
Molecule: messenger RNA, 2739 nt
Organism: Fonsecaea erecta
Lineage: Eukaryota; Fungi; Ascomycota; Eurotiomycetes; Chaetothyriales; Herpotrichiellaceae
Exons: 2
Coding region: 1-2739 (912 amino acids)
Biological process (GO): clathrin coat disassembly; clathrin-dependent endocytosis
Cellular component (GO): cytoplasm; vesicle; intracellular membrane-bounded organelle
Molecular function (GO): clathrin binding
Source: RefSeq, a predicted model, not a curated record